Messenger RNA from Sinocyclocheilus grahami, 2311 nucleotides. RefSeq names its product ALG9 alpha-1,2-mannosyltransferase (gene alg9). Lineage: Eukaryota; Metazoa; Chordata; Actinopteri; Cypriniformes; Cyprinidae. Gene Ontology annotation, molecular function: alpha-1,2-mannosyltransferase activity. The record is from RefSeq and is a predicted model, not a curated record. The transcript has 15 exons. Gene Ontology annotation, biological process: protein N-linked glycosylation. Bases 18 to 1688 code for a protein of 556 amino acids. Gene Ontology annotation, cellular component: endoplasmic reticulum membrane.
GUCCCGCGUGCGCUCCGAUGAUGACGUCACGCACAGCCACUACAAACAUGGCGUCGAAGGCUCUCCGUCAGCGCAGCAGACGGGGAAGCAAACAAGACGCGAACAGCGUGAACAGCACACCUACCACUGACAACCGAGCAACAAAAGACGACAAAUGUUUUGAGGAAAAUAAGUCCAGUGACCCCCGAAAUGAUUUGCUCCCAGAUAAGCACAUUAGCUCCUAUCCCCCGCCUCUCCUUUACAGGUCAUCCAGUAAAGCAGGACAGGUGUGGGCUCCUGAGGGCUCCACGGCCUUCAAGUGCCUGGUUUCAGCCCGCUUCUGUGCUGCGCUGCUCAGUAACAUCUCAGACUGUGAUGAAACCUACAAUUACUGGGAGCCAACUCACUACCUGCUGUAUGGAACAGGAAUGCAGACAUGGGAAUAUUCCCCGGCCUAUGCGAUUCGUUCCUAUGCGUAUCUUUGGCUCCAUGCCCUUCCUGCCUGCUUUCAUGCCAAACUAUUACAAACCAACAAGGUCCUUGUGUUUUAUUUCCUGCGCUGCAUGCUAGCUUUUACCUGUUGUGUGUGCGAGCUCUACUUCUACAAGGCCGUGUGUAAAAAGUUUGGCUUGCAUGUGGGCCGGCUUCUGCUGGCGUUCCUCGUCCUGAGUGCAGGGAUGUUCUGCUCCUCUGCAGCUUUCCUCCCCAGUACGUUUUGCAUGUACAGUACAGUGGUAGCUAUGACUGGCUGGUUCCGGGGGCGCCCAAGUCUGGCUGUGCUGGGUAUUGCAGCGGGGGCCAUAGUGGGCUGGCCCUUCAGUGCCCUGCUGGGAAUACCCAUUGCCUUUGACCUGUUGUUUCUGAAGAAGAAGUGGAAGAGUUUUAUCACAUGGACUCUGGUGGCAUUGCUCCUCUUUCUGGUCCCUGUUGUUGUAGUAGACAGCUACUACUAUGGCAAGCUGGUGAUGGCUCCUCUGAAUAUAAUACUAUACAACGUGUUCACUCCUCAUGGGCCAGAUCUUUAUGGUACACUUCAGAUCAUUUUUAAGUGCUAUCACUUCAUAUUCCAGCGCUACCGUCUGGAACACUACACCAUCUCCUCCAACUGGCUGGCUCUCGGCUCUGUGCUGCUGUUUGGAGCGCUCUCGCUGUCCCGAUCUGUGGCCCUCUUCAGAGGCUAUCAUGCUCCGCUGGAUUUGUAUCCAGAGUUUCAUCGCAUUGCUAAAGACCCUGCAAUCCACACGGUUCCAGAAGGAAGACUGGUUAAUGUUUGUGCGGGGAAAGAGUGGUACCGCUUCCCCAGCAGUUUUCUCCUGCCCAACAACUGGCACUUACAGUUUAUCCAGUCAGAGUUCAGGGGUCAGUUACCUAAGCCAUAUUCCAUGGGUCCUGAUGCCACCUGGAUGAUCCCAUCAGACAUGAAUGAUCAGAAUCUUGAGGAGCUGUCACGAUACGUAGAACUGAAGCAGUGUCAUUACCUGGUGGAUCUGGCAACUGAAACAGAAGCCCCUCGUGAACCACGAUACGCCACUAACAAAGAGGAGUGGAGCGUUAUUGCUGAAAAGCCUUUUCUAGACACUACUAGGUCGUCCAGAUUGCUCAGGGCCUUUUUUAUCCCAUUUCUGUCUGAGCAAUACACCACCUACAGCAGAUAUGUCAUCCUCAAACCGAGACGACCCAAGCAAACCCGGAAAAGAAUGCAAGCCUGACCUACCAGAGUAACCAUCUUGGCUAUCAAGCCAUGCAGUAUCGGCCUGUAUGUAGACUUCAGUGGUGCUGGCCAUCCUGGACAGUUCCAGCACAGAGCAUGGAUGCCUUACCCGUCUUUCCCCAUCAUCUCCGCUUCAUUCCAUUCUCUUUGUUCCUUUAUUCCUGCUUGGGCUUCUCUGCAUCUUUCUGAAGCAUUUCAGAAGAUUUCUGUUUAGACAACCCUUUAAGGACUACAGUCCUUUGUUUGUUAUGACCACAGCCUUGAUCUGGGACAAUGAACUGAAUAUUAAUGCAGAUCCAAACCAGAUCUCAUGUGUCAUCAUCCAUCCAUACAUCCAUUCAGAGCUGAACUUCCUGUUUGAGCAACUGGUCCAGGCCAGCCCUCAGCAUCUCAAGAUGAAAGUUGCACCAAAAACUCUCUUGGUUUCCUCCAGUUCCGUCGUCAGUAAAUGUGGCCAUGGACUGUGAGUUCAGACUGCAGACCAGGACUGUUGAGUGUUUGCAUUCCAAAUCAUGUUUGUCAUCUUAAUCAUAUCAGUGUUAACUGUGAUUGAGUCAAAUAAAAGAAGGCUGUCUUAAUGUGUGGCUGGGCCAUCUCAGAAAGCCUAGAAAUAUCAGGGAA